AGCAAUUUGACGAGUCGGAUGGCCACCUUCGUCGACGUUGUGCUGCGCCAGCCCGAGCUGUUUGCCGUCGUCACUGGCUACCAGGAUGGCGUCUGCCAAGCCGUCGCGACUCGAUUCCGCGACUUCCACCACCUUGUUGACUUUGAAGCGACGCAGGGCCAGUACGAGGGCGUCUACUUGCUCGACCCAGGGCUCUUCCGCACCUCGUACCGUGAAUGGAACAACCCAGAUGCGCCGCCCGAUGCUCUCACCACGGAAGAGCUCUACCUCAAUUUGCACAACACGCGGGACCCUCGCUUCCCGCUGCACUUGGCGAUACUCGAAGGCGAUCUGGCGGCGACCACAAGCAUCUUGCGCUGCCGCCCCGACCUCGCGUACCAAGAGGCUAUCGAAGCUGCGAUUCACCACGACCAUCUCGACAUCGCCACGUACCUCUUGGAGCAGCGGGCGACGCGUGUGCCAGAGCUCAACCGCAACUUUGAAGACGAGUUCCGCGGUCGGCCGUCGCGGCUUCUCGACGACUGGCUGCCUUCUUGCCACUCGACGCUCUACAAGAACGACGUGUCCAUUUUGGCGCUACUCUGGGCGCACCGGCAACGCGAUUGGGACAGCAACGACGUCGCACGUGCAGCGCUCGGGUUCAACGCGUUUGACGUACUUGGGUUUUUGAUUGAGCACCUGCCGACGUCGGCGCUUCAUGGCCUCUUUGACGCGGUGGCUGGGCAAGGCCAUUUGUCUUUGGUCGAGGCAUUGCACGCUCGCGGACUCG
This is a messenger RNA of Saprolegnia diclina VS20, 769 nucleotides long. RefSeq lists its product as hypothetical. Lineage: Eukaryota; Oomycota; Saprolegniomycetes; Saprolegniales; Saprolegniaceae. The annotation marks the transcript as partial. The record is from RefSeq and is a predicted model, not a curated record. The transcript has a single exon.